Vitis riparia (riverbank grape) is the source of this 1026-nucleotide messenger RNA. RefSeq lists its product as uncharacterized. The transcript has a single exon. Lineage: Eukaryota; Viridiplantae; Streptophyta; Magnoliopsida; Vitales; Vitaceae. The coding region runs from base 1 to 1026 and encodes 341 amino acids. The record is from RefSeq and is a predicted model, not a curated record.
AUGUCCGGGCACACCAUUCUUCGAAUCACUCACCAAAAAACCCUCCACGACUAUAGACGACUGUUCAAGUGGGCGAACAAAUAUUCAAUGCUGGAAGAUGAUGUAUGUGCAGCUACCCAACAGAUCCUGGUUACCGGACAGCCGACUAGGAACGAUGCGACAAGAAACUCCAAACCUCCGAGCCAACAGAGGUCGCCCAACUGCAGACAAGGUGAGCAAAGUCAGUCAGAGCCGCCACCGCUUCCACCCCUUACCGUGUCAUAUGAGAAGCUUCUUGCAAUGAUCUACGAGCUGUCCAAUUUUAGAUGGCCCGAACCCCUCAAAGCGGACCCAACCAAGAGAGAUCACAAUAGGAAAUAUGCUUGUCAUAAAGAGCAUGGACAUACUACGAAGCAGUGUAUGAGUCUCCAUUACUUAGUGGAAAAGCUCAUAAGAGUAGGACACCUAAAGCAGUACAUCCGCUCAAGAGCCAAAGGAGGAGAGACUUCCCGGAGUCAAGCCUUCGGAGCCCCCUCAGCUCCGAUCACCCCUAAUGCUGUAAUUAACUACAUUCAUAGUGGACACCUGGACGAAGAGUACAAUUCCAAGCGAAAGAGGCAAAGGCUCCUACAGGCUGCUUCGGUACGCAAACAUAUCAACUCCAUCCGGCCUGGAUUAACUAGCGGGAGCUCCCACCCAAUAGAUGGGACAAUCAUUUUUCCUCCAGUAGACCCCAUACGAAUAUUGCAACCACACCGAGACGCCCUUAUCCUGUCCCUUGGGAUUGGAGACUUCGACGUAAGGCUGAUUUUGGUCUACCCGGGCAGCUCAGUCGACCUCUUGCAGGUAUCAGUAAUCAAACAAAUGGGACUCAUGUCCUGUAUCUUGGAGAACUCGGGGCGAAUUUUGUCAGGAUUCAAUAGAGCUGCAACAACCUCCCUUGAAGACGUUGUGUUACUGGUCCAAGCAAGCCCAGUCAUCCUCAACAUACAAUUCUCAGUGGUGGAAGAUUUAUCCCCCUUCAACGCCAUUUUGGGGCGCACCUAG